AUGGCGGAGAAACAGCCUGAAACAGCAUGGAUUAAACCUCCCAGCACCCUGCCUUCAGAUCCCAUCAAGCUCAAGGGAAAGCCCUCGAGAAUGAGUCCAGGGUGCAUGUUGUCAGAAGAUCAGACAGUUCAUAUGAGAAAUUGGAGAUCUUUGCUCACAGCAAUGAAGCUUUUCGACAUCAUCUUGGUUUAUCGCAGGCUUAUCCUUAUGAUCCUCACCCCGCUGCUUUUGUUGCCACUGCCUUUAACAAUCCAAACCAAAGAAGCAGAAUGUGCAUAUACCCUCUUUGUUGUUGCCAUCUUUUGGCUCACAGAAGCCUUACCUCUGUCUGUAACAGCUUUGCUGCCUGGCUUGAUGUUCCCGUUGUUUGGAAUCAUGCCUUCUAAGCAGGUGGCAUCUGCUUAUUUCAAAGAUUUUCACCUACUGCUAAUUGGAGUCAUCUGUUUGGCAACAUCAAUAGAAAAAUGGAAUUUACACAAGAGAAUAGCUUUAAGAAUGGUGAUGAUGGUGGGUGUGAACCCUGCAUGGCUUACGCUGGGGUUCAUGAUCAGCACUGCCUUCUUGUCUAUGUGGCUUAGCAACACCUCUACUACUGCCAUGGUGAUGCCCAUCGUAGAGGCUGUAGCUCAGCAGAUCAUCCAUGCUGAAGCAGAGAUUGAGGCCACACAGAUGACAAAUUUCAAUGGAUCUACCAACCAUGGAUUGGAAAUUGAUGGUAUCAAGUUUCAAUAUGGCCAUAAAAGUGAUAAUUGUCCUGAAAAAAAUGAACUGAAAGAGAAAACCAGUCCAGUUUCAAGAUACAAUAAUGAUGCAAGGAAAAGCUCAGGAAAGAUGGAGUUGGAAAAGAACUCAGAAGUUGGAAGAUAUCGGACACAGAAGGACCACAUGAUGUGCAAACUAAUGUGUCUGUCCAUUGCUUACUCUUCUACCAUUGGAGGGCUGACCACUAUCACAGGCACAUCCACCAACUUGAUCUUUGCUGAGCAUUUCAAUUUGCGUUACCCAGAAUGUCGCUGCAUCAAUUUUGGAUCUUGGUUUUUGCUUUCCUUUCCGGCUGCAAUUAUUCUUCUAUUCUUGUCCUGGAUCUGGCUUCAGUGGCUUUUCCUUGGUUUCAAUUUAAAAGAAAUGUUCAAGUGUGGCAAGACCAAAACGGUCAAAGAACAAGCUUGUGCUAAUGUUAUUAAGGAAGAGUACCGAAAACUUGGACCAAUGAGGUUUCAAGAAAUUAUAACCUUGGUCCUCUUCAUUGUCAUGGCUCUAUUGUGGUUUAGCCGCGAUCCUGGCUUUAUUUCUGGUUGGGCCUCACUUUUUCCACAGUAUUCAGGCUUUGCUACAGAUUCAACUGUUGCCUUAACCAUAGGCGUCCUUUUCUUCUUGAUUCCAGCCAAGAAACUGACUAAAACUACAUCUACUGGAGAAAUCACUGCUUUUGAUUACUCUCCACUGAUUACUUGGAAAGAAUUCCAGUCAUUCAUGCCCUGGGACAUAGCUGUUCUCGUGGGUGGUGGGUUUGCCCUGGCUGACGGCUGCGAGCGUUCAGGAUUAUCUACAUGGAUUGGCCAACAACUAACACCUCUGGGCUCAUUGCCAGUUUGGUCAAUCAUUCUUAUAUCUUCUUUGCUGGUCACUUCUUUAACAGAGGUAGCCAGCAAUCCAGCUACCAUCACGCUUCUCCUCCCUAUACUAGCACCACUGGCUGAAGCUAUUCAUGUGAACCCCCUCUAUAUUUUGUUACCAUGCACUCUGUGUACUUCAUUUGCAUUCCUCUUACCAAUAGCGAAUCCACCCAAUGCCAUUGUCUUUUCCUAUGGCCAUCUGAAAAUCAUUGACAUGGUUAAAGCUGGUUUGGGCGUUAAUAUCAUAGGUGUUGCUGUAGUGAUGCUUGGUGUCUUCACAUGGGUGGUACCGAUGUUUGACCUCCAUACAUACCCUAGUUGGGCUCCUGAAAUUACUAAUCAUACAUUGCCAUGACCUUCAACCAGAAUGGAUCUUCUAAUUGUUGUGCAGGACAUUUUGAGAAAUAUUAAGAACACAUUAUAAGACUAGACAAUAAAUUGUUAAAUUGAAGAUUAUUUGAGGCAUCAAAACAAAGUGCAAGCCCUAAAAUUACAGUUGUUAUUCUAGUGCAUAUUGCAGGUAUUCCUUCACUUAUUACAAUUACUCUCAAGGAAGCAUGGUAGAAUGCUGUGUUUAGGGUAAAAAAAGACCUGGGAUCACAUCCUGUUAACUAUUCACUGUAUGAUUCUGGAUACAAUAUUUAAACUUUUUGUGCCUUAGGCAACAUCCUAGUAGUUUACUACCAAGAAGGUUGAAUUUCAAGUUGAGUGAAUUCCAGUACUAAUACUAGGAGAUUACCUAUGCUAAAGAAACCAUUGAUUCCUUAAGUAUUUGCUUAUUAUGAUCACUUCAUCAGGAGCUACAACCCCUUUGGGAUGAAGGCAAUGCAUUUCUUUCAUCAUCAUCAUAAUUACCAUCAAGCAAACCAUGCUUGAUGUCGAACUUGGGUCAUUUGCUUAUUGCUUUAUAGUAAGGGUUUACUCUUCAGUCUUCCAAAGGUAUCAGUCAAUUUGCUUUAUCAUACAUUUGGGGUUUAGUUUAACAUUCUGUACUUCAGUUAUGAAAGUUUGUAGCUGUCACUUUUAAAAUUCUUGUAAUUUAUUUGAAGUUUUAAAAAAUUACAAAAAGAAUGUGAUAUU
Messenger RNA from Dromiciops gliroides (monito del monte), 2696 nucleotides. It is a transcript of the gene SLC13A1, whose product is annotated as solute carrier family 13 member 1. Bases 1 to 1971 code for a protein of 656 amino acids. Gene Ontology annotation, molecular function: sodium:sulfate symporter activity. Gene Ontology annotation, biological process: monoatomic anion transmembrane transport. Gene Ontology annotation, cellular component: membrane. NCBI's taxonomy places the organism in Eukaryota, Metazoa, Chordata, Mammalia, Microbiotheria, Microbiotheriidae. The record is from RefSeq and is a predicted model, not a curated record. The transcript has 17 exons.